UCAUUUUCAGUAUCACACAUUCACACAUGACGUCUCGUUUCGAUGUCCGUGGUUCGUAAGAACUCGGAACUACGAAGGAUUAUAAUUAUUCUAAAUUCUGAAUUCUGAAGAGCGUUAAUAUGACGCGCGGACUGCGCUCUAACUGGUAACUCCUCGACUUGGCUCAAACUUGUCCGACGGUAGUACAUCGCGUCUAGUCGAUACUUUGGCACUUGGCUAGGCUAAUACGGACAUGUGUCUGUCGACGUAUCGUGCACCGUAGUAGUUUAGCAGUCGCGUCUGUCAGCCAUCGUAACGAUCGGUAUAAUACGUCGGCUGGAUUAGCCUGUUGGAGUGCUUGUGCGAGUACCCCGCAAGUGUUGGUGCACGGUAUUGUUCCGACCUGAAAAUGGCAUUAAAUCCAACGUCUGCCAACGAUCACACGGUCAACAAAGUGGCCGUGUGUUCGGCGAUUUUUGCUGGUUUCGCGUACGUCGGAUACUCGGUUGCAAAGAACGCCUUCGGGCGACGCCUGGGCCGGAAAAACGAUGACGGGUGCCAUCAUGAGGAUCAACGCCUGUAUUUUCGCCGUCUGUCCCAGACAACACAGACCGACGUUCUACUAGGAAACUUGGACACUUCGGAAACCACUCGUGUGUUCCUACGACCCAUGACUGUCCAGCAGAGAAUUAAAGAGCUCAAUUUACGAGCAAGAAUGUUUGCUGACACAAUGAUGGCUAUACAGACACCUUCAAACAAACAUUCCUUGCAUGGACCUAGGAGCUUACAGGCAUCACCAUGGAAUUCACCUAGAAUAAUGAGUCCUGUAGAUGCUAGACAUAUAUUAGGAAGUCGAUCCACUGAAAACCUAAGGCUGUGUGAUAAUUAUGCAUUGGAAUCAAAUUUUGGCACACCGUUAAGAAGAAAAAGUUCCAACAGGUCUUUAAGAAGAAAAUCCCCACAACCAGGUGAACACAGACUUUCUGUAAGCCAAUCUAAUCAAGAUAUGGAAGAAUUUGAAAAGAUUAACCAACCAUCUUUGUUGAAUAGACCUAUGGAACCGAAUGAAGCUAAAAAUUUAUUAUUAUUGAUGGGAUCCAGAGAUAUUCUAGUACUUGAAAAAGUACUUGUGACUGUUAGUAAUUUAGCAACAUUUACUCCGAACCAAGAAGUAAUGAGAGAAGCUGGAUACUUGAGUCAACUUCAGCAGUUGAUUUACCAUCCCGAAGAAUCUGUUCAAAUAACAGCACUUGUGGCAUUAGGAAAUUUGGCUUUAAACAAAAACAAUUCAAAAGAAAUGAAGGAGACAAUUCCAAUGUUAUUAGCCCUAAUGAAAAUGAUGGAUUCGGAUGAGAUUAUUUACAAUUGUUUAUCAACUAUGACCAACAUUGCAGUAUUCCAUAUGUGGCAUAGUGAAUUGCAACCGGCUAUACAUACAUUAUAUGGUUUAUUAGAGAGCCAAAAUAACAAAGUUGUUCUCCAAUGCUUAAAACUAUUAAUCAACUUAUCUUGUAAUGAUGAUAUGAUUCCACAUCUUUUAGGUGGACAAGCUCCCAAAAAACUAUUGUCCAUGUUGCACUUGAAUGAAAAUGAAGACAUUCUACUUAGAGUUGUAACAUUAUUUAGCAAUCUUACUGAUGCCGUAAAAGCAAUGGAAUUGGAUCCUGUAUUAGAUUUGCCUGUGGAAGACAAAGCUGCAGCUCCUGAUACUAUUUUGUUUAGCAGGUAUGCUAACAUUUAUGGUGUUAACGUGGUAGAGAAAAUACGCACAAAAAGCUUAGUAUUGAUGAAACAGCAUAAAAAUGAAGAGAUUCGAGUGCGUGCACAAAAAAUCUACAACGCUCUAUCUGACUAAAUGUAUGUUGUAAACAAGAUUAUUUUUUACUAUAAUUUAACAACAUAACAUUCCGAUAAUAGUAGUUAAGUUUAAAAAAAACUUAUAUCAACGAAUACCUUGUUAAAAAGUAAGUUUCAUUUCUAGGUUUAUAAAUAUUAUACAUUAUUGAUACAAAAUGACAUUCUAUUUAAACUAUUUUAAUUAGUAACAUAAUGUAUUAUAGAAUUUUUUUUUAUCACCUUUUAUUAUUAUCACUGUUAUUAAUAGCAAUAAUUGUGUGGUUUGCUACUUUGUUAUUAUGAAUUAAUGAGUUCCUAGUAAUAAAGUAAUUGUAAUUUUUAUGUAGUGCCAUACAUAGUUUAAAUUGAAUAUACUUUAUCAAACAAUACUUAUGAACAUUUUGAUGAAUGUUUUGUUACCAUUGUACUAACUAGUUAAUUAAAUCACAGGCAUAAUUUUAAUCCAAAAAGUCUCAAGUAUUAUAUAUAUUUAAUUUAGCGUUUUGCUUUAAUAGUUAAAUCUUCCAUCAGAAUUGCUAUAUAAUUAAUUCUCAAACUAGAAUAAUCAUAUUAUGCCAUAAAUAUUUCUGUUAGCAUGUUUUAAUUGUUAAUUGAUAUAUUUAAUAUUAAUAAAUAACUUUGUCAGUAAUUAUGUUUAAUGUCUAUACUAUUUUCAAUUAAAUAUAUUAUGACAGAGUUAGUUUUAUUUUAGAAAAUGCAUUCUUUAUUAUAACUUAUAGUACCAAAACCUCUAGAUAUAUUAUUUUGCUCUUAAGAGAUUUUUACUUAACAUCUGUUUUAAAAGUGUUGUUACUAUUUUUAUAUUCAAAAACAUUAUGUCCACGUUAUAUGUUGAAAAUUAUGUACUACAAAUAAUAUUAA
Messenger RNA from Metopolophium dirhodum (rose-grain aphid), 2697 nucleotides. RefSeq lists its product as uncharacterized. Bases 389 to 1834 code for a protein of 481 amino acids. The transcript has 8 exons. Gene Ontology annotation, molecular function: protein binding. The record is from RefSeq and is a predicted model, not a curated record. Gene Ontology annotation, cellular component: mitochondrion. Lineage: Eukaryota; Metazoa; Arthropoda; Insecta; Hemiptera; Aphididae.